Heterocephalus glaber (naked mole-rat) is the source of this 642-nucleotide messenger RNA. The record is from RefSeq and is a predicted model, not a curated record. NCBI's taxonomy places the organism in Eukaryota, Metazoa, Chordata, Mammalia, Rodentia, Bathyergidae.
GCUGCGGGGCCCCGGUAGAGCUGGGCAGCUGGGCAGGCGGCCCCCAGGAGUGGCCUCCAAGGGUACCGAGAUGCGGAGCCUCCCCACCACCCAGGCCCAGCUCCAUAGCUCCUCUGAGCCUCAGAGCCACACCUGCAACCAGUGCAACUGCAGCCACCGACGCCGGGGCUGCAGUCAGAGUCCACCCAGCCACCACAGCCCACCUGGCUCCCGGAGCCGAAGCCAGAGCCCCAGCCCCAGCCCCAGUCCACCACCACGGCCCCACAGACAGCCUGUGCACUCCCGCCAUGGCCGCACGGGGCCCGGCCCCCACCACAAGGGCUCCAUUAACAGGAAGAAGACCUUGGCAGGGAAGGUAAACAAGAGAAAGGUGACCAAGAGGAGCAAGCGGGGACACGGAUCAAAGAGGCGGAGCUCAGGGCGAAGAUACAACUGAGGAGACAGCCUUUUCUGGCUUGUUCCUGUGUCAUUUUCACCCAAAGGAGAAAUGCCAUCACGUGUGGGAUGCCAGGAUAAAGUCCAUCUUUUUGCAGGAACAUGUUACCAUGGUGAUUUCUAAGCAACAAUGAUUAAACUUGUACCCUGGAAGACUAUUCUUGAGGUAGCAGUUCAAUUUCCCUAAUAAAGGUGUCACAUACUUUU